Molecule: messenger RNA, 13981 nt
Organism: Solea solea (common sole)
Lineage: Eukaryota; Metazoa; Chordata; Actinopteri; Pleuronectiformes; Soleidae
Product: ankyrin-2-like
Exons: 44
Coding region: 263-13981 (4572 amino acids)
Biological process (GO): protein localization to T-tubule; signal transduction; regulation of cardiac muscle contraction
Cellular component (GO): T-tubule
Molecular function (GO): protein binding
Source: RefSeq, a predicted model, not a curated record
UACACAUACACACGCGCAGAAUACAGCAACACACCGGGAGCAUCACUGAGCGGAGGGAGCGUUCGUUUUUUGGGGGGGGUUUUGACAGACCUGGAUGAACCGCUGUAUUUAGCUUUUGUCACGUUUGAUUACAGACCGACUUUGACGUCGCAGAAUGACCCCGGGUCCCUCCGAGCCUUGUGGAGUCUGAGGCCCCGCACAGAAAUCCACCUCGCACCGGCAGAAGGACCCUCGCCUCCAGCAGCACUCAGCCCGAGACAAAAUGUCAAGCAGCCCGGAGGAGGAAAGUCAUUCCAGGGGCGGCGGCUCCGACCGUGACGUGAAGAUGGCUUCUUCGAGCAACACGUCUCUGGACAGUGUGCCAGCACCACAGCCACUGUCGCACCAGAACCGUAUACGGCAGUCUGACAGUAGCACCAGUUUCCUUCGAGCUGCCAGGGCAGGAAACAUUGACAAAGUCCUUGAAUUCCUAAAAAAUGGAGUGGACAUCAGCACUUGCAACCAGAAUGGUCUGAAUGCUUUACAUCUGGCAGCUAAAGAGGGACACCAAGAUUUAGUGGAGGAACUGUUAGAUCGAGGAGCAGAUGUUGACUCAUCCACCAAGAAAGGGAACAGUGCCCUGCAUAUCGCCUCACUGGCAGGACAAAAGGAUGUUGUCAGGCUACUGGUAAAGAGAGGAGCAGAUAUCAAUUCUCAGUCACAGAGUGGCUUCACUCCACUCUACAUGGCAGCCCAGGAGAAUCACUUGGAGGUGGUGAGAUACCUGUUGGAAAAUGAAGGGAACCAAAGCAUUGCAACAGAGGAUGGCUUCACUCCACUGGCCAUUGCUCUCCAGCAGGGUCACAACUCGGUGGUCUCCCUGCUGCUGGAGCACGACACUAAGGGCAAAGUUCGCCUACCUGCCCUGCACAUCGCAGCCCGCAAAGAUGACACAAAGUCUGCCGCUCUGCUGCUUCAGAAUGACCACAACGCUGAUGUCCAGUCUAAGAUGAUGGUCAAUAGAACGACAGAGAGUGGAUUCACCCCUCUGCACAUUGCGGCUCACUACGGUAACGUGAAUGUCUCCACGCUGUUACUGAACAGAGGAGCUGCUGUGGACUUCACAGCCAGGAAUGGGAUAACUCCUCUCCAUGUGGCCUCAAAGAGAGGCAACACCAACAUGGUGGCCCUGCUGCUGGACCGAGGGGCCCAAAUAGAUGCAAAAACUAGGGAUGGGCUGACUCCCAUUCACUGUGCAGCCAGGAGUGGACAUGACCCUGCAGUGGAGCUGUUGCUGGAGAAAGGAGCCCCAAUCUUAGCCAGGACCAAGAACGGACUGUCUCCGCUGCACAUGUCGGCCCAGGGAGACCACGUAGAGUGUGUGAAACUCCUGCUGCAGCACAAGGCACCUGUUGAUGAUGUGACGCUGGACUACCUCACAGCGCUGCAUGUCGCAGCUCACUGUGGGCACUACAGAGUCACCAAGCUUUUGCUAGACAAGAAGGCUAAUCCCAAUGCUAGAGCACUGAAUGGUUUCACUCCCCUCCACAUUGCUUGUAAGAAGAACAGGGUGAAGGUGAUGGAACUGUUGGUCAAAUAUGGCGCCUCCAUCCAGGCCAUUACUGAGUCUGGUCUGACUCCCAUCCAUGUAGCUGCCUUCAUGGGGCACCUCAACAUUGUGCUCCUCCUGCUGCAGAAUGGAGCCUCUCCUGAUGUCCGCAAUAUUCGUGGGGAGACAGCUCUCCACAUGGCAGCACGAGCAGGUCAAAUGGAAGUGGUUCGUUGUUUGCUGAGAAAUGGAGCGUUGGUAGAUGCCAUGGCCAGGGAGGACCAGACUCCCCUCCACAUUUCAUCCCGUUUGGGUAAAACAGACAUCGUCCAGCUGCUGCUUCAGCACAUGGCCCAUCCCGAUGCUGCCACCACCAAUGGGUACACACCCCUACACAUUUCAGCCAGGGAGGGCCAGGUAGAGACUGCUGCUGUGCUUCUGGAGGCUGGAGCCUCACAUUCAAUGGCCACCAAGAAAGGAUUCACUCCAUUACAUGUAGCUGCAAAAUAUGGAAGCCUUGACGUAGCAAAACUUCUCCUUCAGCGCAAAGCUCUUCCUGAUGAUGCUGGCAAGAAUGGUCUAACUCCACUACAUGUUGCAGCUCAUUAUGACAACCGAGAGGUAGCCCUACUUCUACUUGAUAAAGGGGCGUCACCUCAUUCUACUGCAAAGAAUGGCUACACUCCUCUCCACAUUGCAGCCAAAAAGAACCAGAAAAACAUCGCAUUAGCACUGCUACAGUAUGAAGCAGAGACCAACGUUCUUACCAAGCAGGGAGUCAGCCCGCUACACCUGGCAGCGCAGGAAGGACACGCUGAGAUGGCCAGUCUGCUGCUGGGCAAAGGAGCUCACGUCAACACUGCCACCAAGAACGGACUGACUCCUUUGCAUCUCACCGCCCAAGAGGACAGGGUCUGUGCUGCAGAAGUACUGGCCAAACAUGAUGCCAACUUGGAUCAGCAAACCAAGCUCGGGUAUACCCCUCUGAUCGUGGCUUGUCACUACGGAAAUGCCAAGAUGGUGAACUUCCUCUUACAGCAUGGUGCCAGCGUCAAUGCCAAAACCAAGAAUGGAUACACACCACUUCACCAGGCAGCACAACAAGGGAACACACACAUCAUCAAUGUUUUACUGCAGCACGGGGCCAAGCCAAAUUCUACUACAGUGAAUGGAAACACUGCUCUGUCGAUUGCAAGACGCCUGGGUUACAUUUCUGUGGUAGACACACUGAAAGUUGUCACUGAGGAAGUUAUCACUACCACAACGACGGUCACAGAGAAACACAAGAUGAAUGUCCCUGAGACCAUGACUGAGAUCCUCGAUGUUUCUGAUGAUGAGGCUCUGAGGCUGGAGGACGAGCCUUUAUUUGAGAUGUCUGUGCAGUUGGAAGGUGAGGACACUAUGACAGGUGAUGGUGGGGAGUAUCUGAGAGCAGAGGAUCUCAGAGAGCUGGGUGAUGACUCGCUUCCAGGACACUACCUGGAUGGUUUCAGCUACAUGAGCCACAACCUGGACAGGCAGCAGCACACUCCCAUUCACAGUUUCCAUCAGAGGGAAGGCAUUCUUAUUGAAGACAUGCUUACAAGCCACCAGGUGUCAGCACUGGCUCGAGAGCACGAUAAGGAGUCGUACCGCCUGAGUUGGGGUGCUGAGCACCUUGAUAAUGUGGUGCUGUCCUCCAGUCUAUUACACUCUGGCCGUUCCUCUCCGUGCCUAGACCAUGACAACAGCAGCUUCCUGGUCAGCUUCAUGGUGGAUGCCAGGGGCGGGGCUAUGCGCGGUUGUCGUCACAAUGGCUUGCGAAUCAUUGUACCACCAAGGAAAUGCUCUGCACCUACACGGGUAACAUGCAGGCUUGUUAAAAGACACCGUCUGGCCUCUAUGCCUCCCAUGGUGGAGGGUGAAGGGCUCGCCGGUCGCAUCAUAGAAGUAGGACCCACGGGAGCUCAGUUCCUGGGUAAGCUCCACCUUCCCACGGCUCCACCUCCUCUGAAUGAGGGCGAGAGCCUGGUCAGUCGUAUUCUGCAGCUGGGUCCUCCAGGAACCAAGUUCCUCGGGCCUGUGAUUGUGGAGAUCCCGCAUUUUGCAGCUCUUCGGGGCACAGAGAGAGAACUGGUGAUCUUGAGGAGUGAGACAGGGGAGAGCUGGAGGGAACACCACUGUGACUUCACUGAAGAAGAGCUGAACCAGAUACUUAAUGGCAUGGAUGAAAAACUUGAUUCUCCUGAGGAGCUUGAGAAGAAAAGAAUAUGCCGCAUCAUCACCCGAGACUUCCCACAGUAUUUCGCUAUUGUGUCAAGGAUAAAGCAAGACAGUCAUUUGAUUGGACCAGAGGGUGGCGUUCUUAGUAGCACUCUUGUUCCCCAGGUUCAGGCUGUUUUCCCUGAAGGAGCCCUCACCAAGAAAAUCAGAGUUGGGCUUCAGGCUCAACCCAUUGAUGUGGAAUUGGUGAGAAAGGUUCUUGGUAACAAAGCCACAUUUAGCUCAAUCGUUACUUUGGAGCCAAGAAGACGAAAGUUCCACAAACCAAUCACCAUGACAAUCCCUAUUCCCAAGAACACCAACACUGAUGAGCCAAACUCUGUGUAUAGUGGGGAGACCCCAACGUUACGUUUGCUUUGCAGUAUAACUGGUGGAACCACACCUGCUCAAUGGGAGGACAUCACCGGCUCUACACCUCUCACCUUUGUUAACCAAUGUGUUUCCUUCACCACUAAUGUGUCGGCAAGGUUCUGGCUGAUUGACUGUAGGCAGAUCCAGGAGUCUGUUAGUUUUGCCUCACAGCUGUACAGAGAGAUCAUCUGCGUCCCAUAUAUGGCCAAGUUUGUCAUUUUUGCCAAAACACUGGACCCCAUUGAGGCCCGCCUGCGGUGUUUCUGCAUGACGGAUGACAAGAUGGACAAAACUUUGGAGCAGCAGGAGAACUUCACAGAAGUCGCCCGCAGCCGAGAUGUUGAGGUGCUGGAGGGAAAACCUAUAUUUGCUGACUGCUUUGGAAAUCUGGUGCCUCUCACAAAAACUGGACAACACCAUGUGUUCAGCUUUUUUGCCUUCAAAGAGAACCGACUGGCCCUCUUCAUCAAAAUCAGAGACACAGCACAGGAGCCAUGUGGUCGCUUGUCUUUCACAAAGGAACCACGAACAUACCGAAGUCUGCACCACAAUGCUAUCUGCAACCUCAACAUCACCCUCCCGACAUACUCAAAGGAGUCUGACUCAGACCAGGAUGCAGAUGAUGAGAGUGAGAAGAGUGACAAGAAAUAUGAUGAAUCUGAAUCAACCGAGACAUUCUCCCUGAGAACUAACCAACAACUUGACCCUGCAACCCUUGCAAGCCCAGACCUUCUCUCAGAUAUGUCAGACAUCAAAAUGACUGCCAUUGUGAUUGCAGAGCAAAUACAUGGAGAGGGAGCUGAGGCUACAGGGUUGGAAGAACAACAUUUUGUCUUAGUAGAUCCGUUCAAAGACAAGAUGGAAAUGUUUGGAGAGACCCAAAGUCAUGGAAGGCACUCUAUACAGGACCCACAAAGAGGUUACACUAAAAAGGAUCAAUGGGGCUCAUUUUGUGAGAAGGCUGACGGAAUUAAUUCUCUUGUCAAAGAACCGGUUUUCAAGGAGAUUUGUAUUGAGAGGAACCUUUCAAAUGAAACUGCCACACAGCCCAGAGACACGACUAACAUGGUCUCACACCUCAGGAUCGACAUGGAAGAUUACCUUGAACAGAGACCUGUACUGAUGCACGGUUCUCAAGACAAUUAUAUCCAAGAUACAUUUGAACAGGUGGUUGUAAAGCGUGAUGGCAAACGACGUCCCCCAGAUAUCAAGAAACCUAUUAGGAAGAAACUUAGAGAGAGAGAGCGUUCUGGUUGUAGCAGCUCUGAGGGAGAGCUGGAAAGGGUGAGCUCUGAGGAGUCUUUAGAUGGCGAUGUUGUUCUUAAAGACAGUGGCCUAGGUCCUGUCCCGGAUACUGAUCCUCCAGCUUCUCCUCUAGUGGUUGAAACAUCUAUAGGAUCUAUAAAAGACAGAGUGAAAGCUUUGCAGAACAAAGUUGAAGAAGAUGAGGUGCAAAAAAGUACUCAAGUUAAAGUGCAUGAAGUAAAAACAUCGAUUACCACAAAGAGAGAGGCAGACCCUCCAGAACUUCCCAAAGUUCCCAAGUCUCCUAAAUCUCCCAGAUCUCAGACAGAAAGACUGGAGGAGACUAUGUCUGUUAAGGAGCUCAUGAAGGCAUUCCAAACAGGGCAGGACCCUUCAAAAAACAAAUCUGGGCUAUUUGAACACAAAUCUGUUACUUCAUCUAAUGUAACAUUUCAACAUCCUUCACAGGAGCCCAUGUCACAAAUUCAUACUCAGAGAUUCACAGUUUCCCAUCAACAGCAUGAUGUUAUGAAAUGUGAAGAAACAGAAGAACCAGGAAAGACUGUAAUAUCGGUAGAUACGGUCCAUUGUCAGAAUGAAGGGGUUAGCCCACAGAGAGAGACACUAGAGUUGUCAGAAAAGGAGGCCACGUCUGUGAAGGAGCUGUUGAAAACAUUCCAGUCUGGGCAGGAUCCCUCAAAAACCAAAAUAGGGCUUUUUGAGCACAAAGCAAUGGAUUCUUGUAUUUCAACAAUGGUACACCAAUCAGAAGAUUCUGGAGAAAUACAGAUGAAUCAACAACAUCCUGUGGAACAGAUAAUAUCACAAAACCAGGACUUUACUAGUAAUGCCACCAUAUGUGAUAAGACAAACACAGAAGAUCAACCAACAAGUGCAAUUAGAGAUACAUCUGAUAAAUCACACUUGAAUUCAAAUGGUGCUCCUUUUGGAAAGACAGUAACAUUUGCUGAUACAGUUCAGUGUGAUGAUGGAGCAGUUAUCCCACAGAGAAAUACACUAGAGUUGUCAAGUAAAGAGACAAUGUCUGUGAAAGAGUUGAUGAAAACAUUCCAGGUUGUACAGGACCCUUUAAAAAGUAAAGGUGGGCUGUUGGAAAACACAACAGUUGCUUUGUCUCAUAUUUCAACAUUGACAUCUGAAGCAGUGUGCCCUGAGGAAAUGGAGAAAGCUGAAGACUGUCCUACAAAGUCACAAACCAAAGUACUGAGUUUUACUGUUUGUCAUCCAGUGAGUGCUGACCGCAUCUGUGAGGUAUUAGAUGAAGAGGUUGAAACCAUAAAGCUAAAGAGAAACAUAUCUGGGGAAUCUCAACAAUUUUCAGAUAUUACUUAUUCUGAUAACACAGCAAAAAGUGUUGAUGCUUUACAAUUGGGUGAUGGAAGGGUUAGUCCUCAGAGCAAGGAUCAAGAGUUCAUGGGGAAAAGCCUUGGCAUGAUGCAGUUAGAAGAGCCAGUCAUAAGAACUGGUAGGAGUUUAUCUGAAGACUUACAAAUCAGUCCUGAUCGCAGACCAUCUGAGGACUUUAGUGCUGACAUAAAGGCUGAGUUGGAAGAAAGUCCCGAGUACCAGCUUUUCAGGCAGACGGCAAGAACCGAAGAUGUUAGUAAUCAGUUUGAAGAACCUGAGGAUGAGACCUUGGGUCAUGACUCACAUAUAAAUCCAACAUCCAUAUUGGCUCCCUGCAUUAAAGGUUAUUUUGAAAAAGAAAGUGAUAAAGAUCAUGAUAUGUGUCCUGAGAGUCCCAAGCAUGAAGACAUUGCUGAAAUCUCAGACAAUGGUAUAAGUAUUAGAACCCAUCAUUCCAGCUCAGGGGAGAAUGAGAAUUAUGAAGGACCUGCAGUGACUCAUCAAAUGACUGAUGAAAUGCCUACUUACUCUGCCAGGAAAGAAGACAAUAACAUCAUACCUUCACAGGAAGAGGAACUCCAUCAUCUGUGGGUAGACAAUACAACAAUUCCCAAUGAAAGCAAAACACCCGUGACUCAAAUGGACACUGACAUAACUGAUGAGGAAAAAUUUGAAGAAGUCCACACUGAGAAGAAAACAUCUAGCAAGACAUCUCCUGUUGUAAAAGACAUGUCAGGGAUGUUGUCCUUAAUGAACAGUGAUUUGGAUCAGUACCUACAAAUCAGUCCAGUGGCAAGUCAGAAAUCAGUGGAGGAUGUUGUUCAGGAAAAUUUUGAACAAAUACUUUUACCAAAGGACAAAAAUAAUGAAAUCACUGAUGAAAAUAAAGGAGCAAUAGAGGGCGGAACAAUGCAAGAAAUGGGUCAUGUAACAAUGGAAAAACAAUCAAUUAGAAGAGGAGUUGAAGAGUUAAAGAGAGAAUCUGAAGAACCAAAAGCAUCCACACAAGCAAAUGCUUUGGCAGGGAUGUUUGUCAUCACAAACAAUGACUUCCCACAAGAUCAGUAUCUUGAGGCUGGGCCUGUGUCUGAUAAUUCAGUCAGAGGGGAUAAAUUGCAGAACAAUUUUGAAAAAAUACCCACGUUCACUGAAGAAAAUAAAGGAUUGACAGUGAAUAACACAGAACAACAGUCAGUCACAACGGAAGGCAAAGAAGUAAUAUGUGUCUUUAAUGAAACCCAAUCAAAGUUGACUGAAGAACCUCCAAUGCAGGAAGAGUGUGUCGAGGAAAAUACUUUGCAUCAACCAUUAACAGAAGUAAAGGACAUGUCAGGCAUGCUCAAGGACAGACCAGUGAAUAAUAUGCCUACAGAGGAGGAUGUUAUUCAGGAAACAUUUGAAAAAGUUACUCUAACUAACAUUCGAAAAUUAUCUAGUGAUGAGCAAAUAAUAGCCGUUACUAAUUUGGAGGAAAAAAUUAGAGAAGAGGCUAAAGAAGACCUGCAGACUAAUGUGUUUACAGACCACUAUCUCAAGGAAAAUGUGAUUACAAUACAAUGCCAGCCAGAAAAGGAUCUAGUGCAUGAGAGCUGUGCACAAGUUAAACUGACAAGUAAUCAUUUUGAGAAUAAAAUAGAGGGAGGGGCAAAUGAACACCUUCAGACUUAUGUGGUUGAUGUCAAAGAAGUCAAACCAAGUUCCUUAUCAGAGACAGCAUUCCAAGAAGUUUGCAUCCAAAGAAAUGCACACCAACAACAGCCUAAACCUGAGAAGAAUAUCACAGGCAUGUUGUCAUUGCUCAGUACUGACUUAGAUCAGUAUCUCAAUGAAAACCCAGUGACAGUGCAAUGCCAGCUGCAAGAGGAUUUCGUACAUGAGAGCUGUGAACAAGUUAUAAUAACAAGUAAGGAUUCUGAGGAUCAAAUAGAGGGAGAGGCAAAUGACCAUCUUCAGACUGAUGUGGUUGAUGUGAAAGAAGUUACAAGUUCCUUAUCAGAGACAGCAUCCCAAGAAGUUUACAUCCAAGGAAAUGCACACCAACAACAGCCUAAACCUGAGAAGAAUAUCACAGGCAUGUUGUCAUUGCUCAGUACUGACUUAGAUCAGUAUCUCAAUGAAAACCCAGUGACAGUGCAAUGCCAGCUGCAAGAGGAUUUCGUACAUGAGAGCUGUGAACAAGUUAUAAUAACAAGUAAGGAUUCUGAGGAUCAAAUAGAGGGAGAGGCAAAUGACCAUCUUAAGACUGAUGUGGUUGAUGUGAAAGAAGUUACAAGUUCCUUAUCAGAGACAGCAUUCCAAGAAGUUUACAUCCAAGGAAAUGCACACCAACAACAGCCUAAACCUGAGAAGAAUAUCACAGGCAUGUUGUCAUUGCUCAGUACUGACUUAGAUCAGUAUCUCAAUGAAAACCCAGUGACAGUGCAAUGCCAGCUGCAAGAGGAUUUCGUACAAGAGAGCUGUGAACAAGUUAUAUUAAAAAGUAAUAAUUUUGAGGAUCGCAUAGAGGGAGAAGCAAAUGAACAUCUUCAGACAGAUGUGGUUGAUGCCAAAGAAGUCACACCAAGCUCCUUAUCAGAGACAGCAUUCCAAGAAAUUUGCAUCCAAAGAAAUGCACACCAACAACAGCCUAAACCUGAGAAGAAUAUCACAGGCAUGUUGUCUUUGCUCAGUACUGACUUAGAUCAGUAUCUCAAUGAAAACCCAGUGACAGUGCAAUGCCAGCUGCAAGAGGAUCUCGUACACGAGAGCUGUCAACAAGUUAUACUAACAAGUAAGGAUUCUGAGGACAGGAUAGAUGGGCAAACAAGUGAGGAUCUUCAGACCAAUGUGGUAAACAUCAAAGAACCAACAGCAUGCUUUGUUUCAGAGACCCCACUCGAAGAAUCUUACAUCAAAACAAAUGCACACCAACAACAGCCUGAACCUGAGAAGAAUAUCACAGGCAUGUUGUCAUUGCUCAGUACUGACUUAGAUCAGUAUCUCAAUGAAAACCCAGUGACAGUGCAAUGCCAGCUACAAGAGGAUCUCGUACACGAGAGCUGUGAACAAGUUAUAAUAACAAGUAAGGAUUCUGAGGAUCAAAUAGAGGGAGAGGCAAAUGACCAUCUUCAGACUGAUGUGGUUGAUGUGAAAGAAGUCACACCAAGUCCCUUACCAGAGACAGCAUUCCAAGAAGUUUGCAUCCAAAAAAAUGCACACCAACAACAGCCUGAACCUGAGAAGAAUAUCACAGGCAUGUUGUCAUUGCUCAGUACUGACUUAGAUCAGUAUCUCAAUGAAAACCCAGUGACAGUGCAAUGCCAGCUACAAGAGGAUUUUGUACAAGAGAGCUGUGAACAAGCUAUAUUAAAAAGUAAUAAUUUUGAGGAUCGCAUAGAGGGAGAAGCAAAUGAACAUCUUCAGACAGAUGUGGUUGAUGCCAAAGAAGUCACACCAAGCUCCUUACCAGAGACAGCAUUCCAAGAAGUUUGCAUCCAAAGAAAUGCACACCAACAGCAGCCUAAACCUGAGAAGAAUAUCACAGGCAUGUUGUCAUUGCUCAGUACUGACUUAGAUCAGUAUCUCAAUGAAAACCCAGUGACAGUGCAAUGCCAGCUACAAGAGGAUCUAGUACAUGAGAGCUGUGAACAAGUUAUAUUAACAAGUAAGUAUUCUGAGGACAGGAUAGAUAGGCAAACAAGUGAGGAUCUUCAGACCAAUGUGGUAAACAUCAAAGAACUGACACCAUGCUUUGUUUUGGAGACCCCACUCGAAGAAUCUUACAUCAAAUCAAAUGCACACCAACAACAGCCUAAACCUGAGAAGAAUAUCACAGGCAUGUUGUCAUUGCUCAGUACUGACUUAGAUCAGUAUCUCAAGGAAAAGCCAGUAGCAAUGCAGUUCUAUUCAGAAGACGAUCUAGUCCAUGAGCACUGCAAUGAAGUUGUGUUAACAAGUGAUAAUUUGGAGGAUACAAUGUGUGAAGAGCUAAAUGAAGAGUGCCACAAUGAUGCCGUUGGAGUCACAGCAUUGUCACCAGCUUCAGUUUUUGAGACAACUUUCAAAGAAGUUUGCAUCGAGAAAAAGGCAGAACAGCCUGUAGCUGAAAGGGAUAUGUCAGGAAUGUCGUCAUUGCUCUGUAGUGACUUAGAUCAGCAUUUAAAGGAAAGUCCAGUGGCAACACAAUGCCACCCAGAAGAUGAUGUAUUGCAUGAGAGUUGCAAACAAAUUAUAUUAACAGAAGUCUCUCCUAAAUAUGAGAUGACAUCACCAGAGGAGACUCAUUUUAGCAAUGAAGAUAUCAAUAAUGAGGUUUUGGAAAGUAGCUGGCACACACAUACAUUGGCACAACUACCUAGUAGUUCUGGCACACCGCAACGUCCAGCCUAUUUGGAGAACCUAAACAAUGUGAAUUUUGAUGACCCAACCGAAGAGCCAUGUCAUCAGGAUUCACUGGAGGCCAGUCCUGUCCUCGAGGAUAGAUCUUCAAGAAAGUCACCUGAUUCAAUUGAGCCAAGCCCUACUGGAUACUCCCCAUAUCAAGACUCUCUUGAGGGAAGUCCUACUACAUCAAAGGAACUGGAACUUAAGACACCCACCAAGACAGCUGUGUAUGAGGACUAUGCUUCCCAACUCAAAGCAUGUUUUGCAUAUGACACAAAUAUUUAUAGGCAUGGCAAUGAGCUUGAUGUGGAAGAAAACAGUGUCAUGAAUAAUAUCCAAAUGGAAAGUGAGAUUGAUGACCAGUGUUCCAACUCGGCAACAGAAGUAACUGAUGGCAACAUUUCGGAUCCCAAAACGUGUGAAAGCGUGAACCUUCAUAUGCCCAUAAGGGAAGACUCUCUUGACUCAGCGGAUGAUAAUGAUACCACUAAUAAACAGUUCACCCCAGAGGAGGAGAUGUUUAAAAUGGCUGCAAAGAUCAAAACAUUUGAGGAGAUGGAACAAGUGAAUAAAAUGAAGAAAGAUACCAUUUUAGAGACAGGUGAUCACAAAGAAAAUGAGCUAAAUCUCAACUUUGGCCCAGUUGUGCAGUCGUCGUUACAAGAAACAUCUAAUAAUUUUGUGACAGGAAACAAUGAAACGUUUGGCGAAUCGACAGAUAUGAAUUCAAGAAUUGUGGAGAAGGUAGAAAAUCAGACUCAAAUGAAAACUGUUCAGUCAGCUGAUGGCCCAUUGUGCAUGAAUGAAACUCAGAUAGAGGAACCCCAUCCAGAAAGUGAGGGGUGCAUGUCAUUGUUGACAGAAAAAGCUCAAAUACACAGUAACAAAGAUGCCAAAGAAAGCGUCAGUUCCUCAGUCAGUGACAUGGAUUAUUCCAGCUGUGUGACAGAUGAGCACCAUCCAGGUGAUGAUGAAGUUGAAUUGCCACUGACAGGUGGUUCAGAUUCUGUUGACAUGCCUAGGCCUAUGAUGUGUACUAAACAACUAGAUAAUGUCACCCCAGGGUGUGAGGGUGACAAUGAUUUUGCCUUCAAUGCACUGGUUGGUUCUGAGAAAGAGACUGACAAGUGCCCAGAGGCGAACAGCAGAACAAUUUAUAAAACAGCUGUUCGAACUCCAGGUGAUGAGAAAACCCCUGAUCCAUUUCAAUACCAAGAAGGAAAGCUAUUCGAAAUGACCAGAGGUGGUGCUAUUGAUAUGACAAGAGGAAGUUGUGAUGAAGAAGUAGAAGAAUAUGCACUUUUUCAUGGAGCAGAAUAUUCAGUUGAUGAUGUUGUUGCAAAAGAGACUGGAGAGGAACUGUCAGUCUCAAAGUCUGUAACUUUAGAAAGUAGUGAUUCUGUUACAAGCAUAACCCUUCAAGAGACCCACAAACCAUCCAUGACUCAGAGUGCUGAUGACCAAAGUCCUACUCCCAAACCAAGAACUCUCAUCAAACCCAUAGGUGUCAAGCCAGAGGAUAAAAAGCCACUUUCUGAAGCUGAUCUUGGCAGCUCCACUGAAGUGCACCUCGGUUCCCCCAUUGUUUUGGAGAAACUAACCAAUGUUCAACAUGAGACUGGAAGCUUUAAAAGCCUUGAUCUAGACUCUACUGUAGCUGAGCUUCAAUCAGAUACAUCCUCAAUUGUCAAUUCUGCAUAUUCUGAACAGGGCCACGAUUCCACAGACUCCUCCAAUGAUGACGAUGAUGAUGAUGGGGAGGAGGACGAUGAAGAUGACCAGUGCUCAGUCAUAGAGAUGUCUCUUUCAGUUGCGCAGGCUGGCAUCCCAGCAUAUGAUCAGGACUCGCAAUUAUCUGAGCUUAAUCAGGUUCAAAGAAAAUCAGAUAAAAGCUCAACUUUGCACCGUAGGUCUAGAUCUGAGGCUGACAGUGACAGAGGGAAAGCUUCCAAUACAGAGAGUAGAAGUUAUUCUGAGAGUAAUCAAUUCUCUUGUGAAUCAAACAAAUCCUCUAAACCUCCUGUCAUGUCUACUCUGCAAAGGAAAGAAAGCAAAGUCUCUAACACUACAGAAACAUCAGUUAGAUCUUCUGUGGAUACCGACGAUAUAAGCAGUGCGAGUCACAGGAGUCCAGAUUCUGUUAUCUUCACGUAUGACAGCCAAGCCUCACAUAGUUCACAUUCUGAUGGCAAUCAGUUGCCAAUUGUGCAACCCUCUUCUGGAACAGAGGAUGUAUUUGAAUCAAGGCCUGCCUGGGAAGACACGGUGGGAACUCAGAUGCAGAGAGUCAACGAUGAUGAAACUCCAGAAUGUAUGUCAGUUGAUUGGCAGGAUGAUGCUGACAGGAAGGAAGAGACAUUAGCUAUCAUUGCAGAUCUUCUUGGUUUCAGCUGGACUGAACUAGCAAGAGAACUGGAAUUCAGUGAAGAUGAUAUCCAUUUAGUGAGAACAGAGAAUCCUAAUUCCCUUCAAGAUCAGAGUCAUGCAUUGCUGCAGCGCUGGGUUGAGCGGGAAGGCAAACAUGCCACAGAGGAUUGUCUGAUUAAAAGGCUAACCAAGAUCAAUCGCAUGGACAUAGUACACCUCAUUGAAACCCAGAUGAACAAGUCCAUUCAAGAGCAAACAUCUAGAACUUAUGCAGAAAUAGAGAAGACACUGGAUCAUAGUGAAGUACAAGAGGAUGUAGAUAGCCCCAGAGUUGUGAGAAGGGUGGAGUCGGAUCGCAGACCACCCCCAGCUGUUUCUGAAGAGGACCUCUCAGUUGCCUCUCUUCUGGACAUUCCGUCCUGGGCAGAGCCUGCUGGACAUGUACAUUCAGAGAGCAUGCAUGGUGAUCUGUUAGAGGAGCUAGAAAUCCCACAGUAA